Neoarthrinium moseri is the source of this 381-nucleotide messenger RNA. RefSeq lists its product as uncharacterized. The transcript has 3 exons. The coding region runs from base 1 to 381 and encodes 126 amino acids. The record is from RefSeq and is a predicted model, not a curated record. Lineage: Eukaryota; Fungi; Ascomycota; Sordariomycetes; Amphisphaeriales; Apiosporaceae. Gene Ontology annotation, cellular component: cytosol.
AUGGGUCUCAAGAACGACAAGUUCCCUUCCUCGGCCGCCUUCGACGCCAUCAACUCGGUCCUGACCUCCAGCGAGGCCGACAAGAAGGACGCUAUCAAGCAGGGCAAUGCCAUCUUCGCCUUUACGCUGAAGAACAAGGCCGGCGAGACAGAGAGCUGGCACAUCGACCUGAAGGAGAAGGGCCAAGUCGGCACUGGUCUCGGAGCCAAGCCAACAGUCACCCUCUCGCUGUCGGACGAGGACUUUGGCAAGCUGGUCGCUGGCCAGGCCAACGCACAGAGACUGUUCAUGUCAGGCAAGCUCAAGAUCAAGGGCGACGUGAUGAAGGCCACCAAGAUGGAGCCGAUCCUGAAGAAGGCGCAGACCAAGGCCAAGUUGUAG